GAUCGAGGCUCAUCGAGACGGAGGCGCGGAGAAGCUGCCCGCAUCGAUGCUAAACCUGGCGGUCGAUUGCGCCGCACGAUGAGACACAUCAAUAGAGGCAGCCCUGCGAUGGACUAAGGAUGCGUAGGCUCGUACUGCUGUGGGCCACAGCGGCAGCCGUGCGGCAGCCCCCCCUCCCGAAGAGCCCAUCGGCCGCAGCGGUGCGCGAGGCCUACUUGUAUGCGUUCGCGACGUAUGCGCGCGACGCCUGGGGCAGCGACUGGUUACGACCGGUCGCGCGGCAGUCGGUGGACGCCGCGGCGGCCGGCCCGCUCGGCCAGACGAUCGCGGCAGCGGCCGACGGGUUGUGGCUCAUGGGCUUCGAUGGCGUCGUGCGGCAGUGCGGCGCCUGGGCGGCGGACGAGUUUUCUGCGGGGGACGCGCACGUGGCCACCUCCACGAGGGACGCCACAAAAAUACUGGGAGGCCUCCUGGCCAUCUAUGUUCUGUCCGACGACGCGCGCUUCCUCGGGGCCGCCAAGAAACUAGGAGACCGGUUGCUGCCGGCGUAUGGCGCGUCGCCGACGGGCCCGCCCUACGCUCAUAUUUUUGACCUAAGGGAGGGCGUCGUCAGUAAACCGACGGUAAAUGUCCAAAACUCCGAAUCGUUGACGGCUGGAUUGGUCGAGUUGAAAGCCCUCGCCAAGGCGACGUCGAAAAAACGCUUCGCGGAGGCCUCCGAUCGACAAUUACAAGCACUCUUUGACAUGAAGGGCUGGACCUUCCAAGGCUCGCUGGCACCGGCUCGGGCGUCCAUCGAAGCGGGCGCCUUCGAGGAUUCAAAUACAGGACGCUGUUCUGCUGGUGAGGGCGGCGCGGAGCUCUACGCUGCCUUAGUCGCGCGCGGGCGCCAGUCGAAUGAUGAAUUAGCGCGCAAGGCGUCAAGGCUUGCGGCUCGCGCGGCCGUGGCGUCGUUAACCUUCGUGGUCAGUGACGAGAACGGCACGGUAGCCGCAGACAUGUUACAAGGCGAGCGGGGGCCUCCCGUCUUCCACCAGCGGGCCUGUGCGUUGCCCGGGUUUCUGGCACGAACUAACUGGGGCUACAUGCCCCAGGCGGUCCACGACCCUGAUUCUGUCAAAACUAUCGCGCGCGAUUUGGUGACGACUUGUGUACAAAGAGCCUUGCAAACAAAAACGGGCCUCGCUCCUUCAUUAGAUCAGGCGACGGGCCGCGUGGGGGAUUUACGGCCAGAAACGGCGUCGUCGUUGUUCUUCAUGCGGCGCGCUACCCAAGACCCGUACUACGCUUCACUAGGAUAUGAUCUAUUCCGGAAACUGAACGCCUCAUCACGUAUACAGGGAGGCGCCUUCGCGACCAUUGACGAUGUUGAGAUAGGCAACAAGAGGGACGAGCAGCCGCCUCACGUUUUCGAGACCCUCAAGUAUUUAUAUCUGCUACUGUUGGAGAACGAAACACAGAGUACUUAUCUUGAUGACUACGUCUAUGCAGCGGGAGGCCACCUGCUGCCGGUCUAUGACGGCAGCGAAGUCCUGGAUAAAGCGAACGAUGACUUGCGGGCGACGGUCGUCGUCGUAAAAAAAAUAGGCCACGCGGUCGUUCCCGACGACGAAUUGCAUAUUGCGGAUAGUAUAGAACGCUUCGCGGCGACGGCGACGAGCGCCGGGCAUGUAACUUUCGACGAGAAUGCCUUGAACGAGUCAUAUACCAUGGUCGCUGGUCAAAGGCCGUCUGGCAGACCUCUAUCCGGUACUGCAAUGAUUGCGGGCUUCCAGGAAGGAAUCAUCCCGCCGAACCAACCGGGCAAUGCUACUGUGUGGGGUGUGUCGGGCAUCGAAGGGCCCGCGCGCUUCGUGUCGCGCGUAGCCCAGGCUUUAGUCAAGCAGGGGCUGCCCGUGUCGCGCAGCUUCGUCGAAGAUACGCAUGCGUCACUCUGCAAGCUCAGGCCCUGCGGCCACUACGGCACCGCCCCGAGAUAUGAUUUACCCACUAAUCUAACGGUGAGCGCGGACCCGUUAGGAUCAUUGACCGUAGAGCCGUGGAUGGAGCCCGCCGACGCCAUCGAGCAGUUCGCCCGAGCAGCAGCGGCAAAGGGCCAGGACAUCAAACGGGAGAGCUGUGUGGAGAUGCUGAGCUGGUUCUGCAAACGACGGCGAUGUGCCAGGCAGACGCUACGAGAAGAUAGAAAAGCUGUAGUACUUGUAAGUACGGGAGAGAAGGACCUCGAAGCCACAGCCACGUGCGAGUUCUGGUCGCCGCCGGAGUGGUGCGCCGAAUUGCUGAAGGAUCGACUGAUCAAAGAAGGCGUACCGGUCGACUCGGCCCUGGCGGCCGGUAUGGAGGUAAGAAGGCACUUCUGCGAGACGUCGACAUGUGGGCAAAGAUUGCAUACUAGGCUGUCGUUAGACAUCUGGGACCACGACAACGGCACGGUCGGCGCGGCCGCGUGCGGGCCGCUGUCGGACCCGGCGGACUGCGUCGAGAAGAUGUUCCGCGGGUCGUAUCGUGUCGGCUUUAAAGCGAAUGAAACGACGGCAGAAGCGUCGAUGACGCGCAUGAUGCGCUGGUUCUGUAAGAGGAGGGAGUGUAUAAGGCCGGUCGCGCCGGCCGUCUCCAUCACACAUAAGGGCGACGUGCUGGAGGUCAAGCCCUGGGACGAGCCCCGGGGUAAGCUAAGGGAGUUCGCCCAGCGGUUCAGUGAUAAGCGCGAGCCUCUCUCACAGGAGGAGCUCAAACAACUUUCGUUCAAAGUCUGCUCCGCGAGACCGGGCUGGUGCGUGACCCUCCCCAAGACGGUGGGGGUGGAAGUAACAGGUGUGGGAGAAGCGACCUGUCGACCCUGGGAGGAACCGGCGGACGUCUUGGAUACGUUGCACGCCCAUGCUUUGAGGGCGGGUCUGGAAGUGACCGAUCUCCAGUUAAAGAAGUCGCUGGAACUCAUGUGCGCCCAGCGCAACUGUGAUCGGAAAAAAGUCAAGAGUAUGGCUCGAAUAUUUUUCAUGCACCCGGGCAAGACGGCCGGUAGAGCUAUUCAAGACGCGACGACGAAGACGGACAAAGUGUUCGUGUUGGGCCACGACGACCGCUGCGACGGGCUAUCGAAACCUUGUUAUGUGGUACUAAGGGACCCGCGCGAACGUCUGGUCUCAGCUCUAGCCUUCAAGCAGCAGGGCGGCGAGUGGCGCGGCGAACGUUUGUUGGGCAACACGUGUCAUGGGUGGUUGAUGGGCAAGAACCUCUCUACCAUCUUGGCGGAUGUUGAUGGAUUGGAUCAACACUGCGAGUACUUUCAGGCUUCUCCGGAUAAAAAGACGCACUGCGUCUUCCGGCCUCUCGAGUGGUGGGUGGACGGUCACGAGGACGACAUCAACUUCCUCUGCUUUCCGGAAUUGACGACGAGCUUCUCGGCGUUGAUUGCGCCGUUCUGCAACGAUACGACUUGUGCGUUACCGAAGCGCAACCCCUCGAACCACUCUGAGUUGUAUGGCGGGCGGCCUAGUUCACACGGCGCGGCCCUGGACGCCUUCGCGCGGCGAUGGUAUUCAAAGGAUCUGGAGCUCUAUGAAAGGCACUGCGGGACGGUGAAGGGCCCCCGUUUUUGCCGGCGUCCCCUUUUUAUUGGCCUUCGCGGCACGCCGUCGCCGCGACGCCCAUUCACAUGCCGACGGCGGCCACCCGCACACACUUCGCGUCCCGCAGGUCAGGUCUACGGCAACGCGUCUGCGCAAGAAGCAACUGUGGAAAAGGGUCCCUUCGGCGAGCCGAUCUUCGCGUGGGAACCGUAGUGACCUAGUCCCCGACGUCCGUGGCGCGUCACUGUCGCCGUGGUGACUGCUACGGGGCGACGGCGUGGCUGAUCUCGAUCCUAGGCCUCGUCCGCGACUCCUAGUAACUGCUCUUAAUAGACU
Messenger RNA from Pelagomonas calceolata, 3908 nucleotides. The record is from the annotation of a GenBank genome assembly. Lineage: Eukaryota; Pelagophyceae; Pelagomonadales; Pelagomonadaceae.